Molecule: messenger RNA, 838 nt
Organism: Acromyrmex echinatior (Panamanian leafcutter ant)
Lineage: Eukaryota; Metazoa; Arthropoda; Insecta; Hymenoptera; Formicidae
Gene: Prosbeta6
Product: proteasome beta6 subunit
Cellular component (GO): proteasome core complex; cytoplasm; nucleus
Source: RefSeq, a predicted model, not a curated record
UGCCAUCUGUACCGUCGUGAGAAACUACGAAAGAGAAACUGUAGUGUCAUACUGUCAUUCAGGUAAUUGUAUUUGAGGUAUUUUGGCGAAUCAAGCGCGAUGAUGAAUCUAUUUAUUGAAAAUGGGAAAGGAAAUUUACCCGAUUAUGAGGUACAGGGAGUGAGAAAAGUAAACUUCAAUCCAUAUUCCGACAAUGGAGGGAGUGUUGUGGCUCUCGCUGGGGAUGAUUUCUGCGUCAUAGCUGCAGAUACGCGUCUCAGCACUGGAUUCACGAUUCACACUCGAAAUCAAGAUAAAUUAUUUCCAUUGUCAGACACGACUAUCUUAGGAUGCUCCGGUUGUUGGUGUGAUACCACAACUCUAACUCGUCUCCUAUCUGCUCGCAUGCAGAUGUAUAAACAUGAACAUCAAAAGGAAAUGUCAACUCCAGCGACGGCACAAAUGCUGUCGAUAAUGCUAUACCAUAAGAGAUUCUUUCCUUAUUAUGUUAGUAAUAUACUUGCUGGAUUAGAUGAGAAUGGAAAAGGUUGUAUAUACAGCUAUGAUCCAAUUGGACAUUGUGAGAAAACUACAUACAGAGCCGGUGGUUCAGCUGGUGCACUUUUGCAACCACUUCUUGAUAAUCAGAUUGGUUACAAAAAUCAAGAAGGUGUUACUCCUGCACCUUUAACUCAAGAAAAGGCUAUAGCAAUCUUGAAAGAUGUUUUCACUUCUGCUGCCGAAAGAGAUAUAUACACAGGUGAUGGAAUAACUAUCAAAAUUAUUACCAAGGACGGAAUAGAAAUCUCCAGUUUUGCUCUGAGAAAGGAUUAAUCGGGAAAGAAAGCAUUUAAAGUAU